CUUUAAUGUUACAGCCGCUGGAAAACACAGCCGACAAGUUCCUCUAAAGAUAUAAUUGCAACAUCACUCCUGUAGAGGAAGCGAGACCUGGAACGUAGGACCGCAGGGAAAGCACUUAAUCUCUACUCCUUUUGUGCAGUGCAAGAGAAGGCAAGGCUGUUCGAUGCCGUAGGACUCUCCGAUGCAGUUUAUGUUGCUUUUUAGUCGCCAGGGGAAACUGAGACUCCAGAAGUGGUAUGUCCCACUAUCUGACAAAGAAAAGAAGAAAAUCACAAGGGAACUUGUUCAAACAGUAUUAGCCCGCAAACCGAAAAUGUGCAGCUUCCUGGAAUGGAGAGACCUGAAGAUUGUCUACAAAAGAUAUGCAAGCCUCUAUUUCUGCUGUGCCAUUGAAGAUCAGGACAAUGAACUAAUAACUCUGGAAAUAAUUCAUCGUUAUGUAGAACUUCUUGACAAGUAUUUUGGCAGUGUAUGUGAACUUGAUAUCAUCUUCAAUUUUGAAAAAGCCUAUUUUAUUCUGGAUGAGUUUCUCUUGGGAGGGGAGGUCCAGGAGACUUCCAAGAAAAACGUUCUCAAAGCCAUUGAACAGGCAGAUCUUCUACAGGAGCAGGUAGUUUUUUUUGUCAUACCUGAUGCAUGUUCACUUCUUUACUGUUUCAUUGCUGAAAUCCAGAAGCUAGACUCUCUUCUUUGAGACUCAUACAGGAUGCUAAAGAAGCAGAGACCCCACGUAGUGUACUUGAAGAAAUUGGAUUGACAUAAGUCUUCACUUCAGCUGAUGACAUCUCAGUGUUUCAUACUGUAAAUGUUCACUGCCUUCAUUGUAAUGUUUAGCUAAUGGUGUAAGAUGCUGUUUGUCAGUAUUACUGUUUUGCUAAGCUGCUUCAUUCAGGCCUACAGGGGAAAUACUCCUUUGAAAAGGGAACAAGAAAUUAAAGGCCAAAACUCAUAAAUGAAAGGGAAUUUGAUUUAAAUUGACUCAGUGUCUCUUCUCACUGCAUUUAUAGAAAAAAAUUGCAUUUAAUUUCAAUAAGUGUACUGUUUUUAUAAGCAAAUGACUUCAGGAAAUAAAUGUAUCGUUGACAUAACAUAUCUAAAUGAAAAGAAUACAUGGACACCUUCAAGUAUGAAAUGUUGUAGAAAUUGUUUAUGCAACCAAAGACUUUUUGUUCAUCUGCAUUUUUAGUCAAUAGUUGCCAUAAUUCUGCUUUUAUUCAGUUAAUGCGUUACAAUUGGAAAUAACUGUUUACUUCUGAAUUUGCCAUUAUACCAAAGAAUCCUGUUAGGAUCUGCAUAUCCAACUGGUUAAAACUGUUAAGGCGGCAUUGCUUUUUGCAAGACAACUGCAAACUGAUCAUUUACUAGCAGUGAAAGUGUAUUUACCUGUAAUUAACUUGAUGAAAACUGUGCAAGCUACUAUAUUAAAAAGGGAAUGCAUGUAGUUUAAAAAAAAAAAAAAUACCAAAAUGGGGAACUAUUUUUAAACCAGUACUGGCUUGCUCUGAACAUAGACACAAAAGAAGGGAUGUAGCCUUUUUGAUUGUAUAGAGAGGUACGUAAUGAAAAUAGGAUACUUUUGAACAUGGGAGCUUUACAAAAGGGAGUUUUUAUGAUUUUCUUUUGAACUCUACAAAUUAAUUUGUAUUUAUUCGUGUUUUGUAGUUACGCUUUAAUGGGUGUAUGAGCACCUUUAAGAAAAAGCAUCAGCUUAAUUUUGACUACUUUUCUUACUUACUCCUUUCACAUAUGGCACAUCCCAUAAAUACUGUGCAGUAGAACCAACUAAUUUGCAGUGAGAAUUUUGUACACUACAUUCACUGCAAAUUGGGUAAAGUGAAAUGAAGUAGUAGUUCAACAUUUUUUGCAGACUCAGAAGUCGUACACUAGAACUGUUUCACUUGAAGAAAUUUGUUUGAUGUAUGCUUUUGAGUUCUGAGAAGGUAGUGGCACACUUUGGAGUAGCAGUGCUACUGUGCGUGUGCGUGGUCCCUGAGAAUGUUCAGCUUGCUUUCUUUCUCCUCCCAUCCCAGGAACUUCGCUGUAGAAUUCAAGUAAGUAGCGCCAUGUACGUUUUCACAACACUUAGCUUUGGCAUUGUUGCUGGAAGCAGUCGUGUGGUGCUAGCACAAGCAGUUACACAGCCAGCUGUGGCUCAAUCUGAUCUAGACUAAAUGUAACCCACCAGCAAAAGGCUGGCACUGAUGCUCAUUCCCUGAUCCAGAUCCCAGUAGCGGUGCUGGUGGCAGCAAAGGAGCUGACCAGAGCAGAGGUGGGCUGGGUCUGGGGCUGCAGCUUCAGUAGCUGUGCCAGAGUGGAGCCUGAGAACCUGCAGCAUGCAAAUUUGUCCGUUUAAGCCAUUUCUGGGAUUUAAAUAUACCAGAUUACUCGAGACCAUGUUUAAGGGAAGCCACACAAAAGCAGCCGUUAGCGUUUUCCCGGUGCACAAGGGCAGGGAUAGAUGAGGUUCAAGUGGUGUUAGAAUGAGCCUUGGUGUGAGACUGAAGUUGUGAAAUUACCUUAAGUCAAACCUGAAGCGAUUUCCUAUGUAUUAAACAUUUUUGAAGUUUACACUGUCACUUGUAUGUGCUUGGCUGGGUUAAGCUUUGUUGUGAUUGUGACAAAUAAACUGUUUGACCUUUGUUGUACUGUCCCAUUGGUUUAGUUGUAAUAAAUGUCCAUUUUUACACCGUU
Messenger RNA from Meleagris gallopavo (turkey), 2691 nucleotides. NCBI's taxonomy places the organism in Eukaryota, Metazoa, Chordata, Aves, Galliformes, Phasianidae. The record is from RefSeq and is a predicted model, not a curated record.